CAAGAACCCGAGACAAAAUGAAAAAAGAGAACAAACACGAGUUGAACAUUACACGUAUAAUAGGCACGUAGACAAUAUAUUACGUAACUUACGCACUUAAGAAUAAAAAAAUCAAUCAAAGGCCGAGUCGAUUCAUUUCCUUAACCACGAUAUGGAGGAUUGUCAACUCUCCACACGGCCCGGAGUCAUGCAAUUCAAAGGCCCGUUUUGAAAUAUACCUUAGAACCCCAACUCUCUAUUCAAUCAUGAAAACAUACUUCCACUAUAGAAAAAGUUUAUAAAAGAGAGAAUCUAUUAUGCAUUCAACUCUCAUACAUAAUCUAUUCACAAACCGCCAAUACCUUAUGCAUUUUAAUAAACUUUUUCUCCUAAUGAUGAGCACAUUUCACAGAUUUCCAUGAACUUCUCAAACCAAUGACGUUUUUUCUAUUCACUUAGAUGAACACAACAUAUUUUCAAUAAAUCAAGAAUUGUUUUUGAGCUUAAACAACCUCAACUCAAUGAAAAUAACAAACAAACACAGGAAAAAAUACACAAUCACUCAAUAACGAAUUCUAAGAAAAAUGAAUCAUCUUAUGGGGCUAAGAAGUCCAAAAUUCUUAAAAUCAACGAACACAAGCACAAAAGGGAUUCACGUAUGAAUUCGGAGUUCAUUUAACUACCUUAUGGAGCUAAAAUAGGUUCAACAAAAACCGAAUUCUACAUAACAACCUACUUAUGAAAUCAAAUUGUACAAUUCAACCAAUUCAACAACAACUUGCUCAAUAAUUGAAGAAAAACUAGUUUGAAUCAAUUCUUCAUUCAUAAGGGAUUAAAUAUACACAUUAAAGAAAAUACCCAUAAAAGAACACCAACCAUUUUUUUAGAAUUUUUGAAAUAAACACAACAAGCAAAAAAUGUAUAAUUGAAUAAAAGACAAACUUUUACAUAGAAUUGGAGGAAAAAAAUAUAAAUUGACAAAUAAGGGUUACCAAUUGUUGAAGAAGAAGAUGAAAUUGAAGAAAUUGGAGCUUGAAGAAGACUGCCCACCACUCGCCGGAGCUUUUGCCGCCGCCGGUUCGCGUCUGCAGGCCGUCCGCCACCGCCGCCGAGAUGUCGCCGGAACCCGCCGUAGCAGCGGCUUGGCCGCUGCUUUAUUCUCGUGUGUUUCCCCCCUUCUCGAUGGUGAUUCUGUGCUCAAUUUAUAGUCGAAGCUUUUCUUCCCGUUGGCAAUUGAUUGUCACGAAAUUGAUGGAGCCGAACGUUGGAGUGUUGAAUGCUUCGCCGGUUUACGCUCGUUCCGUUGACGACGACGGAGUCGUAGACUCCUUUUCCUUGUGUCGUGCGUGAAAUUGAAGAGGAAAGAGGGGUGCUGGGCUGAUCUCUUUUAUGAUUGGGUUUGGGCUGCAGCCCAAACUCAUUCACUUCUUUUCAAACUUGAACUGCAUUUUGGCCUUCUGCUAUAUUUUUCUCCAAAAACUAAGAUAUCUGAUAACUUGGGUUAGGAAAAAUAAAAUAAAAAUAAUAGAAUGUAAAAAAUGGUUAAAAAGCUACUAUUUAUGAAAGAAAAUAAAAAGAAUUUAAAAAUGAAAAUUAUAAUAAAACUAAGCUAAACAACUAAAAAUUAAACUCUAAAAAUAUUAAAAAUGCCUAAAAUUGAAUAAAAAGAACCAAACCAAACCCGAGUUAUCAAAUACCCCCACGCUUAAGAGUUGAACGUCCUCGUUCAAAAGACCAAAAAGAAACCAAACUUUUUAUCAUCAUCAAGAAGAACAAAUUGCACCUUACACCCCCACACUUAAGACUUUAUGCUCAAAACAUUUUUGAAAACAAAGUGAGCUACAAAUCCUAUAAAAAUAUAGAACUAAGUAAUGGACUAUUUGGGUUCUAAAAGAAAUGCUCUAAAGUUGCCACAAAAAAGUUUCUUAAGGGAAUCCUAUGGUUUAAAACGGCUUAAUGGCAACGGUAGCAAAAUUUAAAAAAAUAAGCCUAAAAAAUGAACAAAUUUCUAUAAAAAAAAAUAUAUUCCUAAAACCGGUUCAUUUUAGAUUUUAAAUACCACACAAGGUUAAUAAGAACAGCAUCUAGAUAAUAUGUGGAUGAACAAGUUCUAGAAAACAAAAUUCUAAAGAAACCUAAAAGGAUUCAAACUUUAAGGUCACAUUUAUUCAGAAACUGGGCAUAAGACUCAAGAAGAGUUUGCAAAGAAUCAUUUGUUAUCUUUCAGAACAAAGCACAAAGAAGAAAAUGAAGUUUUUGGGUCUUUUUUUUUAAAACAACGCUCUAAAUAAGAAGAUAUGCAACUAAGAAUAAAAAAUAUUUGGACCCAAAACCUAUUUUUUUGAAAAAAUUUUGCCCCAAAAGUUUUUUUAAGCAAUGACACAAGCAUGAGCAACUCCCCCCACACUUAAAAUGUGCAUAGUCCUCGAUGCAUCUAUAUGGUAUGCAAACGACAAUAUUAAGCAAGCACGGACUUAGCAAAGAGAGAAGGGAAGGGGAAAUGCAACUAAAAAACAAAGUAUACGCAGCAUCAACUCAUCACUUUUCCCUCCUUAAAGUGCUCGAUGGACCUAAAAUAUGCAAAACAUGACUAAGACCAAGUCUUUUAGCUUUGAAGAGAUAAAGAAUCAGAUUUAAGGAAUGUAUAUUUUAAGCUUCAAAUCAAGUUCUUGAGAACAAAUUCUUGUGCCUUUUUGCACUUUCCAAAACAAAAUGUUGCAUAUGAGAAGGUUAGUUAUGUCAUGCACAUGCAAAGCAGCUCAUAUGCAUCUAUUAACAUCAAAAAUCAGAUUGAACACCAAGAAAAGAUUGCAGAUUUUUUUUUUUCUAUUUCAGCACCUAUAAGCUAUAAAAAGUGUAAAAUUUGCAUUUUGCACUCAAAAAAUCAACUUACAAGUCCAAAAAUAACUUUUCAAAAUGCAGAACUUUUCAUUAGUAUCCGAAAAUCAGUUGUAAACAAUGCAUAUGUCUCAAUUUUCAGCUUAAAGGAUAGGCUAUUCACUUGUGCAAAAAAGUAUGACUUUAUAGUGAAACUUCUCAUUGUGCAAGUUGUAAUAUCAGAACCCAAUCUUUGAACACAAAAAGGAUAAGGAAACUAAAGCUUAAACCUCGGGCAGUUGGAGGCUAGAGCUACUGAUUUGGAUCAGAUUUCACACCUGUUUGUGCAGAUUUUUACUCCAAAGGGCAUGCUUCUACCUAUGACUUGAUAGAUCUUGAAUAUUCACUCAAAUAAAUGGUUAGAAGCAUACAUGAAGUAAAAAAGCAUUUAAACUCAAGCAACAUACUUUUUUCAGUUUUUUUUGUUUUUCAAAAAUAAAAUGAAAGAGAAAAAGGAAA
Molecule: messenger RNA, 3315 nt
Organism: Cuscuta campestris
Lineage: Eukaryota; Viridiplantae; Streptophyta; Magnoliopsida; Solanales; Convolvulaceae
Source: the annotation of a GenBank genome assembly